GUGGGGUAUAUUUCUUUACCAUUUCCUAUUGUCUUCUUUUCUGUUCUUCUCCUUUCGUACCCGUUACCUCUUCCCCUUCAUUCUAUGUAAAAUUUGCCAACCUACCGAAUACAUAGCUAUAGACUACUAAUCUAGCAGUCCAACAAAAUGUCUCUCCCCACCGAGAUCAAGCAAUGGAUAUCCUCCCAAAACGGUCUCGAAAACCUCACUCAAACCACAGCCCCCCUUCCCGUACCCGGAGAAAAUGAAGUCUUGGUCAAGAUCAAUACCGUCUCGCUGAAUUACCGAGACACAGAAGUGGUAAUGGGCCUCUACAACCACCACAAGACGACCGGUGGACCAGCCUCGACAAUCGUUCCCUGCUCCGAUAUGUGCGGUACUAUCGUCACCUCGAAUUCCCCGAACUGGAAGGUGGGAGAUAAGGUCCUGAGUAUUUUCAAUCAGACGCAUUUGAAGGGACAAGUAAAAGCGGAACAUAUGAAGAGUGGGUUGGGUCUGCCGUUGCAGGGUGUGCUGGCGGAGUAUAGGGUGUCUCCGGAGUAUGGGUUGGUGAAGAAGCCGGAGUAUCUGAGUGAUGAGGAGGCGGCUACUUUACCGAUUGCCGGGAUGACUGCUUGGAUGGCGAUUAAUGGGAUGAGGCCGUUGGGACAGGCUGGUGGAGAGGGAGAGAAGGUCUUGAUUCAGGGUACGGGUGGUGUGGCGGUCAGUGGAUUGCAGAUUGCUAAGGCGAGUGGUGCUGAAGUGAUUAUUACCUCUUCCUCAGACGCGAAGCUCGAAUUGGCAAAGAAGCUGGGUGCGGAUAAAAUGAUUAAUUAUAAGUCAACUCCAAACUGGGACGAAGAGGUAUUGAAGAUGACGGAUGACGAAGGCGUGGAUAUCAUAUUCGAGAACGGCGGAGCUCAGACAUUGCGGAAGUCCUUCGAUUGUAUAGCUUUCGGUGGUCUGAUCAACUGUAUUGGAUAUCUGUCUGGAAAGGAAGACGCAGUGGGAGACCGAACGAACACGAAUGUCUUGGCUUUGAAAAGGAACGUUACGCUGAAGGGGCUUUUGAAUGGGCCGAGGGAGAGGUUGGAAGAAAUGCUGCAGUUUUAUGAUGACAAGAAGAUCCAUCCUGUGGUUGACAAGGUCUUCGGGUUUGAAGAGUCAAAAGAAGCGCUGAUAUAUUUGUUCAAGGGUGGACAUUUCGGGAAGGUUGUGGUGAAGGUAGACUAGGUAGGUAGGCAGAGUAAUACCUUGGUAGUAUUAAGGUAGAAUUGAAAGUCAAAAGAGAAAAAAAUAUAGAAAAGUUUCUAGCGUCCAACCAAAAAG
Molecule: messenger RNA, 1308 nt
Organism: Mollisia scopiformis
Lineage: Eukaryota; Fungi; Ascomycota; Leotiomycetes; Helotiales; Mollisiaceae
Product: NAD(P)-binding protein
Exons: 3
Coding region: 148-1212 (354 amino acids)
Molecular function (GO): oxidoreductase activity
Source: RefSeq, a predicted model, not a curated record